Messenger RNA from Dovyalis caffra, 513 nucleotides. Lineage: Eukaryota; Viridiplantae; Streptophyta; Magnoliopsida; Malpighiales; Salicaceae. The record is from the annotation of a GenBank genome assembly.
AUGUACGAUUACACAAGCGUUAGCAACAAGGAUGCGAGCAAGGAGAUUGAUUUGGAGGCGGGAAAUGGAGAGACUUUGUACCCGUGUUUGAGUCUUGGAGAGAACCAAUUACGAUGGCGCUUGAUUCGCAAAGUUUAUGGCAUCUUGGUUGCUCGGCUUGUCCUCACCACGAUCAUCUCUCGUCGUUACGGUUCUUUAUACUCCCAUGACCGGUCUCCUCGAGGCGGCUUUGGGUUCAAACACCCCGUGAAUCCGAUCAUUCUUGGCCUCUUCACGGUUUCGUCGAGCCUCUUGGUUGGAGCAAGUCGUGCUAAUAUAGAAGGUCGUAAAAUCGUGCUUCGAGGCAUUAAUUCGACCUCGACUCGUGGUUUGCUCUCUAACUCGCGUACACUUUCCGGGCUUCUAAGAAGGGCAAGGACUUUAGCUUCCUUGGACCAAUUCUCUUCACUCGCCCUUAUUAUCCUUAUCUUGACUAGUUUUAUCCGAGUCGGAUGCCUCAUUUUUGUCAAGUAA